AACAGUGUCUCUCUAUAUAGUGCACACUAAUAAGGGAGUAGGGAGCCUUUUCGGUUAGAGAUGUGUUCACACGUGAUUGCUUUGCGCAUGCGUAUUGGGGCUGGAGCAGAGGACGGCACUUGUGUAGUAGCGUGCUGUGCUGCAUAGUAGUGGUGGUGUAUCUGGAUCUGGUUGUGUGUUGUGCUGGUUCUCCUGCUUUCUCCGGUGGUUCCCCGGGUGUUCUCUCCGCGUCCGCGCGCUCUUCUCUCCGCUCAGUAUGGAUGAUCCGGUUAAAUCGAUGUGUGAACAGCUUAUUAAGGCUGUGAACGUGAUGAUGGACCCGGACUCCUCGCACCAGUAUCGCCAGGAGGCCCUGAAGUUCUGUGAGGAUUUUAAGGAGAAGUGUCCGUUCUGUGUGCCGUGUGCUCUUCAGCUGGCUGAUAAAUCCCAGACGCCGGUGGUGAGACACUUCGGUCUGCAGACGCUGGAACACGUGAUAAAGUUCCAGUGGAACAACAUGCCUCAACAGGACAAGGUCCAUCUGAAGAACUGCUCCAUGGAGCUGCUGUCAUGCGGAACCUACCCCAUCCUGGAGGAGGAGAGUCAUAUUAAAGACGCUCUCUCGCGGAUCGUGGGGGAGAUGAUAAAGAGGGAGUGGCCUCAGCAGUGGCCUGAUAUGCUGACGGAGAUGGAAACGCUCACUUCAUACGGGGAGACACAGACGGAGCUGGUGAUGCUGAUUCUCCUGCGAUUGGCUGAAGAUGUGAUAACGUUCCAGACUCUGCCCACGCAGCGACGGAGGGACAUCCAGCAGACUCUCACGCAGAACAUGGGAAACAUCUUCACCUUCCUCCUCGCCAUCCUGCAGCAGCAGGUGGACGCGUACCGCAGACUGAAAGUAGUUCCAGGUCAGGAUGUAAAGGCCAGAGCUCACUGUCGGGUUGCCAUCACCACGUUAAACACCCUGGCGGGCUACAUCGACUGGGUGGCGCUGUUCCACAUCACUAAUGAGAACUGCCAGCUGCUGGAGAUCCUGUGUCUGCUGCUAAGCGAGGCGGAGCUGCAGCUGGAGGCGGCCGAGUGUCUGCUCAUCGCCGUCAGCAGGAAGGGGAAGCUGGAGGAGAGGAAGCCCCUCAUGGUUCUGUUUGAAGACGUGGCCAUGCACUACAUCCUGUCUGCUGCUCAAUCUGCAGAUGGUGCUAAAACUAAUGGUGAUCAACCAGCAGGAUCAGGACUGGAUGAGAAGAAGUAUAUUUUCCUGAAGAGGCUGUGUCAGGUUCUCUGUGCACUCGGAGGGCAGCUCUGUGCUCUAGUGGGUUCGGCUGUAGAAACCAAGGUUCCUGCAAACCUGAAUAAAUAUAUGGAAGCUUUCCUUGCCUUCACCACUCAUCCCAGCCAGUUCCUGAGAUCUUCCACGCUGACCACCUGGGCGAGCAUCUUCAGACACGAGGUCUUAUCUAAGGACCCGACGCUGGUGCAGAUGUCCGCUAAAUACAUGAAGACGACCAUGACCAACCUGGUGAAGACUGGAUUCCCGUCUAAAAACGAUAACCCGUCUUGUGAAUACUCCCGCGUGGACUUUGAUUGUGACGAGGACUUUAUUACCUUCUUCAACGCGUUUAAGGCCCAGCAGGGAGAAGUUGUUCGUCAGGCCUGUAAGAUCGCUCCGUUUGAAGCGUUUCAGAUCGCCGCAGAAUGGUUACAGUACCAGAUCAGCGCUCCCAUCGAUGCUGGAAACGCCCCCGCUAAAGCAGACGGGCUGUGUACGGUGUUGUCGCCCUCGGUGGUCCAAUGGGAGGCCAUGACCUUCUUUUUGGAGAGUGUGAUUGGUCAGCUCUUUAAAGUUCUGGAGAAAGAGAAGCUUCCUGUGGAGCAGGGCAUGGAGCUCCUACAGGCCGUAAUGAAGUACGAGACCCGAGACCCGCUCAUACUGUCCUGCAUCCUCAGCAGCCUCUCCGCCCUCUUUCCCUUCGUCUUAGAUCGACCAGAGUUCCUGCCGCAGGUGUUCUUUAAGAUGUUUCCCGCCAUCACGUUUGAAUUGGCUGAAGGAAGUAAGGCUCCUCGAACCCGAUCUGUGAAGAACGUCAGACGACACGCCUGCUCCUCCGUCAUCAAAAUGUGCAGAAUGUACCCGGAGUACAUACUACCGUACUUUGACAUGCUCUACACCCAAGUGAAGGAUCUGUUUGUGAAUGAGAUGCUGCUGACGCAGAUGGAGAAGUGUGCGAUGGUGGAGGCUCUGGUUCUGCUCAGUAAUCAGUUUAAGGACUAUGAGAAGCAGAGGGUGUUUUUGGAGGAGCUCAUGGCUCCGGUCUCGGCCCGCUGGCUCUCCGAGGAACUGCACAGUAUAUUGUGGGAUCCUGUUAGUUUCUUGUCGUUCGUUGGCGCGGACCGAGUCGUCACAGAUCCCAGUGAUGAAGAUCUGAUGGGACUCAACAGAUCCAGGAUCAGUUUUUGCGUGUACACCAUCCUCGGAGUGGUGAAGCGAGCGCGCUGGCCCGAUGAUUUAGAGGAGGCCAAAGCUGGAGGCUUUGUGGUGGGCUACACUUCCACUGGAGCCCCCAUCUACAGGAACCCCUGCAAAGACCCGGUGCUCGCCCUGCUGCCAAACCUACUCGCCUUCAUGAGGACUCUAAACAGCUUGUUCCUUCCGGAGAACGUGGCUCGACUCAGUGAGACCUUUAGUCGGGCGUAUGAGGUCCUGGACGUGGAGAAGAAUCUAAUUUUGUCAAUUUCUCAGCCUACCGUGGACGUGUACGACACUCCGGUGUACAAAAGCUCAGUGGAGCGUCUGCAGGGCUUCUUCUGCGCUCUGUAUGAUAACAGUUAUCAUAUCAUAGGGCAUUCUGGGACGGCGUUGCAGCAGGAUUUCUACACUAUUGAUGGUCUUGCGGAAAAGUUAGUGAGCUCAACCCUCGUCCACCUGGAACACGUUCCUUACCAUCGACUCCGCCCCCUACUCCGGAUGUUCAUGAAGCCUCUGGUGACGUCCUGUCCUCCAGAGUACUACGCCGGUGUGAUCUGUCCUGUACUGGGCGUCCUGUUUACUCACCUGCUUCAGAGACUGAUCUCCCGGUGGCAGGUCAUCAACCAAAGAACCGCUGAAUUUGGUCCAGAGGAUGAAGAUGAGUGCAGUGAGGAGAGUCAGGUGACUCAGGAGAUGCUGGAGGAUCAGCUGGUGCGAUUGGCUACCAGAGAGGUCAUGGAUCUGCUCUACGUGUCGUGCAUAUCAAGAAAGUGUCCAGAAGCAGCUGGAAACAAGGAGGAUGCAGAUGGAGAUGAGGAGAUGAUGGCCACGGAUUCUUCUCAUCUUAAUGCGCCCCAGACCUCAGAUGAGCUCACAGAACUUGGCAAAUGUAUUCUAAAAAACGAGGACAUGUACAUGACUCUCCUGACCCUGUCCUUCCACUCCCUGUCCUGGAGGGACACCGCUAACUGUCAACGGGUGGCUUCUCAGUUCUGCUGGGCUUUGCUAAGACAGGUAAUUUGGAGGAGUCUGGUACCGGAGGCGGUGACGUGGGUCUACGUCAGCGUGCUGAAAGCUCUGCAGAUGCACGGUCAGCAUGACGGCUGUAAUGCUGCGCUAACCCAGCUAGCCUUGCUCAUCUACGACGCUCUGCGGCCUCGAUACGCAGAGCUGCGCACCGUCAUGAACCAGAUUCCCAACAUCCACCCGGAGCAGAUGGAGCAGUUUGACCAGAGGACUCUGAACCCUACACUGCAGAAGAUCGGAGAAAAGAAGAGGAAAGACCAGUUUAAGAAGCUCAUUGCUGGAACUGUGGGGAAACCCCUGGGGCAGCAGUUUAAGAAGGAGGUCCACUUCCGGAACCUUCCAUCACUGUUUAAGAAGGUGAAACCUUCAAAAGACAUUGUGGCCAAUAGUGAAAAUUCUGGAUUAGUGAGUCUGUUCACACCUGAACACGAAGAAAACUAAUUAAAAAAAAACACUGACACUCACCUGUUACAGAUCAGCAUCUCCUCUCACUGAUGUCUUUUUUUUUGUUUGUUUUUGUUUUUUAUUUAAAUUUUCGGAUUUGUUAAAUUGUUAAAGCAGGGUUCUACAGUGGAUGUGUUUUUCUACAUUGUGCCAUUUUUAAAAAAUGAAAAUAAAGAAGCCAAACGACUGAAAAGGAGCUAUAAAGCGUAUCUAAAGUGGGUCGUGGAUUUUGUCUUGUGUUAUAGACUGAAUGAAGCCCCAGCACUACAUUCCAUCUCCCACCGUUAACUUGGUGGAUAUAACGAAACUUAUUAUUUUUUAUUUUUUUUUGUUCAACGUCAGCUUGAGAUAAAAACACUAAUCGGUAUGAAUUUUGUGUACAGAAGACAGUAUGUAGAAAGUGUCGUGCUAUUUUGCUGUUUUUAAUAAACGUACACUGAGUGGUCA
Molecule: messenger RNA, 4363 nt
Organism: Astyanax mexicanus (Mexican tetra)
Lineage: Eukaryota; Metazoa; Chordata; Actinopteri; Characiformes; Acestrorhamphidae
Product: exportin-5
Exons: 33
Coding region: 257-3913 (1218 amino acids)
Biological process (GO): protein export from nucleus; RNA export from nucleus
Cellular component (GO): nucleus; RNA nuclear export complex; cytoplasm
Molecular function (GO): small GTPase binding; RNA binding; nuclear export signal receptor activity
Source: RefSeq, a predicted model, not a curated record